AUGAGGGCUGACCAAGUGCAAGGUGGCGACCCUAUAGGCAUUGGCAUUCGAGCCUUGCCCAUUGGUUUUGGUAUUAUCUUUGGAGCUGCCAUAACCCUAAUACUCAUCCCAGUCGUAAAGGGCCGCACCACGCCGUUGAUGAUAUUCUCAUGUGCUCUAAUGACAGCAGGAACCGGUGCCAUCUCAGUCGGCACGCCACAUAAUCUCUCUACCCUCUGGGGCCUGACUACCAUCGCCUCCAUCGCAGUCGGCUGCGUUAUAAUCCCCUGCUCCAUAAUCGCGCAGCUUGUAUGCCCCGUUGAGCUCAUCGGCACCAUCACAGCCAUCACCCUCAGCAUCCGUUUUAUAGGCGGCGCAGUAGCCUUCACGGCCUAUGACAACGUGCUCUACCAUAAAUUAAACGGAUACAUCCUCACCAUCGUCGCGCCCGCUAUAGUCGAGAACGGCAUCGUAGCUCCAUCUCGGGAAGACGUUAUUGGAGUGCUUGCAAGCCUAGCUGCUCAAGCCAAGUUUCCGGAACUAGAAGAGACUAUUGCUGCUAAUCCUGCUGUGAAGCAUAAAGAGAUCGCGUAUGACGUUGUGAUUGGAGCUAUGCAGGAGUCUUACGCGCUGGCUUUCAGGUACCCAUAUUGGAUUAGUAUUGCGUUCGGAGCCAUCUCUUUGGUGUGCUCGUUCUUUUUGAAAGACGUGAGGACAGUUAUACGGGGCGAGAACUAA
This is a messenger RNA of Aspergillus puulaauensis, 717 nucleotides long. RefSeq lists its product as uncharacterized. The coding region runs from base 1 to 717 and encodes 238 amino acids. Gene Ontology annotation, biological process: transmembrane transport. Gene Ontology annotation, molecular function: transmembrane transporter activity. The record is from RefSeq and is a predicted model, not a curated record. NCBI's taxonomy places the organism in Eukaryota, Fungi, Ascomycota, Eurotiomycetes, Eurotiales, Aspergillaceae. The transcript is spliced from 2 exons.